AUGGCUGAAAAUAAGGCAAAAGCCUUCGAUGGAGCAGAGUUGACAUCUUUUGACAUCUUGACUCUGGACGACAGCGUUCCUAACGAUGAAAGCCGGGAGCUCCUGCUCGACCCAAACAGGCUCACGUUCAUUUCUAUCCUUCGCGUCUCUCUGCCCGAGGAUGGACUGAGCACACAGGAUGGAUUGGUCUUCAAGGGAGAGAGAGUGGUGAUUCCAGAAGCACUCCAGGCAGAUAUAACACAGCGAAUUCACUCAACACACAUCGAGACAGAAGGGUGCCUCAGGAGAGCUAGAGACUGCGUCUACUGGCACGGUAUGAACGACCACAUCAAAAAGUACGUCGCUACAUGUGACAUAUGCCGGUCUGUGGAUGCGAAACAACAGAAAGAGACACUAAAACCACAUGAGCCGACCACCAGACCAUGUACCAAAGUUGGGACAGAUUUAUUCAACUUUGAGGGUAGGGACUACCUAAUAACUGUUGAUUAUUACUCCAACUUUUGGGAGAUAGAUUAUCUACCUGAUACCAAGUCGAGUACUGUGAUUAGGAAACUAAAGGCUCAUUUCGCACGUCAGGGAAUCCCAAAUAUUGUUUUUUCUGACAACAGGCCCCAGUACAGCUCGACAGAGUUUGCCAACUUCAGCCGGAAAUGGGAAUUUCGACACCAUACCUCAUCGCCUGGCUAUCCGCAGAGUAACGGCAAAGCAGAGUCUGCUGUUAAAAUUGCCAAACGACUCAUGAAAAAGGCGAAAUUGGCUGGACAGGAUCCAUAUCUGGCCUCAUUGGACCACAGAAACACCCCAACACAAGGUUUGACUACCAGCCCUGCACAGAGACUGUUAAGCAGCAGGACGAGGACACUCCUCCCAAUAGGAGACAGACUGUUGCAACCCAAAGUGACUGAUAACAAGUUAGCACUGAUGAAAAACAGAGAGAGACAAACAAAGUACUACAACAGGGCGGCGAAAGACAUGGACACAUUAAACCCAGGGGACUUGGUGCGAGUCCAAGCUUUUGAACCACACGCCUUAUGGACCAAGGCUAGAGUGUGUAACACUCUGGGAAACAGAUCCUAUGAUGUGGAGUUAGACAACAGCAGAGUCCUCAGAAGGAAUCGUCGCCAUCUGAGGCGAGCUGUGGAGGUCAAAAAUGACAUGUCAACACAUCUCCAGCCUGAGGGACAGAACAAAGAGGACACACAAAACAACACUACCAGGACAGGACGGGUAGUACUAUGACCUGGAUAUCUGCAGGACUAUGUAUGCAAUUAAGGGGUAAUCUGUGAGUUAUAUGUUGUGGUUUGUUUGCUGGUCAGAAGAAAGAAAAAAAACACAUCUGUGAUAAUAUUUUGAGUUAUGGCUUUGUGAUCUGUUUACUUGUUGGAAAAAAAAGGAAAAGAGAAACAAAAUGAAAAAAUAAAUAAAUAAAGUAGUAAUAAUAAUAAAGGAAAAUGGAAAGAAAGCUAAAAAAAAUUAAAAAAAAAUAAGUAGAAGGAAGAAAUUUUUAUUUUUGAAGAAAAUGGUGACCAACAAAGAAAUGUCAUGUCUAAGUUUUGUUCAGUUUUGUUGCAAACAGAGUUCUCACCUUAUGAAUAGUUCAUUGUCUUUGUAAAAGAAAAGGGAUGUAGCAAUGGGAAUUGCUUUUACCUGUGUGCUCCGCCCGGAGUCUAGAGAGUGUAACACCGGAAGGUGAGAAGAAGAGACUCAUGACUGUUUAUUAAGCGUUUAAUAAAAGUUUACCUCGGAGGAGGGAAAGUU
This is a messenger RNA of Oreochromis aureus, 1758 nucleotides long. RefSeq lists its product as uncharacterized. NCBI's taxonomy places the organism in Eukaryota, Metazoa, Chordata, Actinopteri, Cichliformes, Cichlidae. The record is from RefSeq and is a predicted model, not a curated record. The transcript has 3 exons. Gene Ontology annotation, molecular function: nucleic acid binding. Gene Ontology annotation, biological process: DNA integration. Bases 1 to 1239 code for a protein of 412 amino acids.